Cannabis sativa is the source of this 2198-nucleotide messenger RNA. Its product is annotated as cytochrome P450 78A5. Bases 241 to 1827 code for a protein of 528 amino acids. The transcript has 2 exons. NCBI's taxonomy places the organism in Eukaryota, Viridiplantae, Streptophyta, Magnoliopsida, Rosales, Cannabaceae. Gene Ontology annotation, molecular function: heme binding; oxidoreductase activity, acting on paired donors, with incorporation or reduction of molecular oxygen; monooxygenase activity. The record is from RefSeq and is a predicted model, not a curated record.
UAUUAAUUUAAGAACCACAAUACAAUAACACAAGGGCUUACGUGUGUAUUUGUACUAACUAACCAUAGUUAACAAAACUAACCCUACAUAUAUGGUUAAGCCCUAUAUAUACUAAUCACUACUCCAUGCGAUUCUUCACGACAGAUGUCCAUGUCUGAACAAUCCCAAUAGCAUUUUCUUCUUCUUUUUCUUUAAAAAAAAAAAAAAUACAAAACCCCAGUUAACUUCAAGCUUGUGAUAAUGAAACCAUUUCUUCAAGCUAAAAUAAUCACUCUCUUAACACUCUUUUCCUUUGGCUUCAUUUUGUACCAAACACCAUGGCCUUUCACUCUAUUUCUCUCAAUACUAUUCUCCUUCGUAUACUCCUUUCUCAACCGGUGGCUAGUCCCCGGAGGUUUGGCUUGGUCAAAGUCAAACCACCGUUUCUCAAAACUCCAAGGCCCAAUGGGCUGGCCCAUCUUAGGGACUAUACCCGAAAUGGGCCCACUGGCUCAUCGCAAACUGGCCAACUUGGCCGCUUCUUUCGACGCGAAACGCGUCAUGGCGCUGAGCCUCGGCUUUACGCCAGUCAUCAUCAGUAGCCACCCGGAAACCGCCAAGGAAAUCUUGGGUGGAUCGUCCUUUACUGACCGUCCGAUCAAGGACUCGGCUCGCUUGCUGAUGUUCGAGCGAGCCAUAGGUUUCGCUCCAGCCGGAACCUAUUGGCGCCACCUUAGGAGAGUCGCAGCCGUUCAUAUGUUCUCCCCAAGGCGUAUUGCCACUCUGGAGGGGCUCCGCCAGCGCGUGGCUGACGAAAUGUUGGCGCGCGUGGGGCAAGAAAUGGAUGAGAGAGGUGUGGUGGUGGGUCUUAGAGGUAUUUUACAAAAGGGUUCUCUUACUAAUGUGUUGGAGAGUGUUUUUGGGAGUCGUUUGGGUUUAGAAAAUCAAGCUGGUCAACGUUUAGGGGAUAUGGUCAACGAAGGAUAUGAAUUAAUUUCCAAAUUUAAUUUGGAGGAUUAUUUUCCUCUAAAAUUUUUGGACUUUUUUGGGGUCAAAAGAAAGUGCAACAUAUUAGCGGCUAAGGUCAAUGAUAUCGUGAGUCAAAUAGUAAAAGAAAGGAAAAUAUCAUUUGGUACUACUGAAUCUGAACCUGAUGAUAAUGAUUUUCUUAGUGCUUUGCUAGCUUUGCCAAAUGAGGACCAAUUAAGUGAUUCGGACAUGGUGGCUAUACUAUGGGAAAUGAUAUUUCGAGGCACAGAUACGGUUGCCAUACUUUUGGAAUGGAUAAUGGCCAGGAUGGUUUUGCACCAAGACAUGCAAGAAAAAGUACAGCAUGAGAUUGACACGUGCGUGGGCAACAACAGGCACGUGCGAGAAACUGACAUUCCAAACCUUCCAUAUCUCCAAGCUAUUGUCAAGGAAGUCCUCCGACUCCACCCACCAGGCCCAUUACUCUCAUGGGCCCGUCUGGCGGUCCACGAUGUCCAUAUAGACAAGCACUUCAUACCAGCUGGAACAACCGCAAUGGUUAACAUGUGGGCCAUAACUCACGACCCAUCCAUUUGGGAGGAUCCAUGGGCUUUCAGGCCCGAGAGAUUCAUGGAAGAAGAUGUGACCAUAAUGGGCUCUGAUCUUAGGUUAGCCCCAUUUGGAUCGGGCCGAAGAGUUUGCCCAGGCAAGGCCCUGGGCCUGGCCACUGUGCACCUCUGGCUAGCUAGGCUUCUACACCAGUACAAGUGGCUCCCGGCUCAGCCUGUGGACCUCUCCGAGUGCCUGAGGCUGUCCAUGGAGAUGAAGAACCCAGUGACGUGUCACGUGGCUCCUCGUUUGAACAAUGCAUGCCCAUAAUGAAUUAUUAAUUAAUAAGCUAUAUAUAUAGUACCUAUUAUUAUUAUUAUUAUUAUUAUUAAUUAUCGUUUGCUGUAUGGUCCAUAUAUUAAUUAUAAUUAUAAAUAUGCUUUAAUAUGUAAAGGAAAACGUAACUAUACGUACUAAAGGUCAUGAAAGAUCUUUAUAAUUGUAUCAAAAAAAUAUAUUUAGUUUGUUUUCCUGUAAUAAUAAUUUGAGUGUGGCGAGUGAUUAACUAAGUUAGAUUGUUAAGGCCAGGGACUCACCUCAGCCUAUAUCUUUCUUGUAUAAUAUUAUGAAAAUAGAACUGUAAAUAAAUUCUAUAUAUGUAUGUUAAUUAAUAUAUGUUAAUUUUGAUUUUUUUUUUUACA